UUUGGUUUUGUUUCUCGUCGGACACAAUUUGUAACUGCACCCGGAACCACACCGUCCGUCCGUGCAGAUGUGCAAAUUCUUUCUGCAAAAAAUCUCACCUUUGGAGACGAGUGAAAGAUGUUUUACUGGAUGAAGAGGAACAGCGGCGGCUCGGAGACACUCGACAGUCUCAACAUGUCUAAAUCUGAGAUACUGAGAGGAAUCGUCACCGAGAAGCUGACCACAGCCGCGCAGGAAAUCUUAGCGGUGGUCGAGAGAACCGUGGCCGGCUACGAGGAGGAGGCGACGGGCUUCAGACGGGAGAUCGACCGGCAGAGGAGGCAGCUGGAGCUCCUCCUGCAGCCUCGGGUCACACUAGAGAGAAAAGCCCUGAUCCCGGAUGUAGAAGGCCAUGAGGUGGUUGUUUUGAGUGAAGAGGAAGAGGAGCAGCAGGCAGGUGACGGGGACACUGGCAGCCUGGGCCUCCUGUGGUUCAACGACGACGAUGAAGACGAAGAGCAGCAGCUGUCGGCGCGACCAGCAGCGAGCUCCAGACAGAGACGAGAAGAUCUGAAGGACCCGGAUUAUCAAAUAACAUCCAGGUUAAUGUCCCCCAGAGCUCGGUCUGACAGGAGGAGGCCCGGCAGACCUCGGAGCAGUGAACCGCAGAGCGACGUCGUCCUCAGGAUCUGCAUCCUGGAGGACUCUCGCACCAUCGUGCUCUCCAACACGGUGUUCAAGAAGUACCCGGUGCGGGAGGUGCGGUGUCCUCGCGGUCUGCAAGAGGACGACUUCCUGGACCUGCUGAGGCGCACCUUCCCUCAGCUGGCGGAUCACAAACCUUUCGACGUCUUCACAUCUGACAGGACGAAGACGCUGCAGCCUCUGAGAGUGACGCCUCUGACGCCCGAGGAGAUCUGCGGCAGCAUCCGGCUGGCCGGGGGGGGGAACUCUGCCCUCUACAUCCGACUGAAGAGCGCAGAGGGUCCUCAGAGCGCAGAGGGUCCUCAGAGCGCAGAGGGUCCUCAGAGCGCAGAGGGUCCUCAGAGCGGCGGCGAAGACCUGCGUCCUCUGCAGAGACCGGAGGGUUCUCCAUCGGGCUCCGCCACCACGUCAGCUGACGAAACAGAAACGUUCACCAGGUCAUCGACUCGAGUUCAGUCUGAGAGGAGGCGGCGUGGCAGACCUCGCCUCGGGGAAGAACCCACUCACCACGUCCUCCGAGUCUGCAUGCUGGAUGAGUCCCAGUCGGACGUGCUCUCCAACAAAGUGUUGACAAAGUGCCCGGUGCGGGAGGUGCGGUGUCCUCGCGGCAUGCAGGAGGCCGACUUCCUGGACCUGCUGAGGUGCACCUUCCCUCAGCUGGCAGGAGACGACAAACCCUUCGACGUCCUCAAGUCGGACAGGAGCCGCAGACUGCAGCGGCUCAAAUUGAAGACGCUGACGCCCGAGGAGAUCUUCAGGACGAGAUCCACCGGAGUCGAGAAGACGCUGCUCUACCUCCGCCUGAAGGUGCACAGACGCACUGCAGGCCGAAACAUACAAAAUACAGGAGAGGAAGAGGAGGAGGAUCUUCGUCUUUUAUCCAGCGAUGACGCCGGCUUCAGCUCCGGCCCCGUCCAGCACGUAGACGGUGACGGAGUGGACGUCCCGUGCAGCAGCUCAACAUCGCAGCAGCAGGAUAUGGAAACACAGGAAGCCGGUGAUGAAGACGCUGCUGAGAGCCGAGCGGACUCCAGCGACGACGACGGCAAAGGUGAGGAUGAGGCGUUCGACGGAGACGAUGACUGGAAACCCGACCCGGAGCCGCAGACGUCGAAGCCGAGGAGGGAGCGAGGAGUCAGAAGGUCGGGUGUGCGGCGGAAGUUGACGGGCAGCGGUAAAACGCCCUGUAAAGUCUGUGGAGUUUGGUACAGGAUACAAGGCAGCUUAAUCAAACACGCCUGGAGCCACGUGGACGAAGCGCAGUGUGUGUGCGGCGUGUGCGGCGAGCGUUCUGAAUCUGUGGAAGAACUAAAGGGACAUCUUAAAAAGUAUAAAAAAACUCACGACUGCUCGUAUUGUCGAAAGUCUUUCCUCACCGUCACCGGCCUCAAGUGCCACACCACCCUGCACACGGGAAACAGGCCGUUUAGAUGUGACGUCUGCAACAAAACCUUCGCUCACACGUCCAGCCUGAGCAUUCACCGCUGGGUCCACGUGGAGGACAAACCCCACAAGUGCCACGUUUGCCCGAAGGCGUUCGGUCUGAAGGCGCAGCUCCAAGCUCACAGCAAGCUGCACACGGGGAGAGACCGGUACCACUGCACCGUGUGCGGGAAGUCUCUGUACGACCUGCGAUCUUUAACCCGCCACAAGUCCACUCACUCGGGGGAGCGGCGCUACGGCUGCGAGAUCUGCGGGAAGCGUUUUAAACUCCCGGGCACGUUGAAGUCUCACGAGAAGAUCCACACGGCGAGAGAGAGGCCGUACCUCUGCCACAUCUGCUGCAAAACCUUCCUCUCAAACUGCGGAUUGACCACUCACAUGAAGACGCACAGCGACGACCGGCCGUUCACCUGCAUCGUGUGCAGCAAAGGCUUCAUAUCCAACGGCGAGCGCAAGGCGCACAUGCGCGUGCACACAGGCGAGGCGCCGUACGGCUGCUCCGAGUGCGGCCGCUUCUUCAAACGCAAGACUCACCUGAACAACCACGUGAGGAGCCACCUGGGCAUCAAACUGUUCGUCUGCGCUGUUUGUGGGAAGGCGUGCUCGCGGCAGGAACACCUGACGGUCCACAUGAGGACGCACAACGGGGAGAGACCGUACCAGUGCACGCUCUGCGACAAAGCCUUCACUCAGAGCCACUGUCUGAAGACACACAUGAAGAGCCACCGGGGCGACGAGGAGCCGUUCCUGAACGCGUCCUCGUCCUGAAAGACGUUUGAUCCGCCUGCUCGUCACCUGACGUUCUGAGUGGAGCUGCGACUCGUCUGCAGAUUCUCUUCUCGAUGAAUGAUUUAAAUGGCCGUCGGUUUCUCAAAGUGUCUUUAAAACCCAAAGAUCUUCACUUUAAUGUAAAACAGAGAAAAGCAGCAAAUCUCCACAUUUGAAGCUGUAAACAACAUUUUCUGACAAAUUAUUAACGAUGGAUUAUUAACGAUGGAUUAUUAAUGUUGGAUUAUUAAAGUUGGAU
Molecule: messenger RNA, 3154 nt
Organism: Cottoperca gobio
Lineage: Eukaryota; Metazoa; Chordata; Actinopteri; Perciformes; Bovichtidae
Product: zinc finger protein 436-like
Exons: 10
Coding region: 118-2895 (925 amino acids)
Biological process (GO): regulation of transcription by RNA polymerase II
Molecular function (GO): DNA-binding transcription factor activity, RNA polymerase II-specific; RNA polymerase II cis-regulatory region sequence-specific DNA binding
Source: RefSeq, a predicted model, not a curated record